Messenger RNA from Nycticebus coucang (slow loris), 1800 nucleotides. RefSeq names its product zinc finger CCCH-type, RNA binding motif and serine/arginine rich 2 (gene ZRSR2). Bases 52 to 1782 code for a protein of 576 amino acids. Gene Ontology annotation, molecular function: metal ion binding; pre-mRNA 3'-splice site binding. Gene Ontology annotation, biological process: mRNA splicing, via spliceosome. NCBI's taxonomy places the organism in Eukaryota, Metazoa, Chordata, Mammalia, Primates, Lorisidae. The transcript is spliced from 13 exons. Gene Ontology annotation, cellular component: U2AF complex; spliceosomal complex. The record is from RefSeq and is a predicted model, not a curated record.
CCUAAGGCUCAAGAGAGCUGCCUUGGGUGGUGUGGAUGGAGUCUCUACUGCAUGUGCCCCACUUGCACUGUGGCUGAGGGAUCCCAAAAGGGAGGAGACAUUUGUUCGAGCUCGGUUUUGGAAGAGGAGCCACCCAAGAGAACCUCCCAUCUUCUGAUUUUGGUUCGGGCCAGGCGGUGCCUGCAGCAGUUGCGCUUGCGUGCGCCCGCCCUGCUAGUAAAUCCGCCUUUUCCGGCAGGGUCUGCGGGGCGGAGCAGUGCCGUCAAGAUGGCAGCGCCCGAGGAGGUAGUUUUCCCACAAAAACCUAGCCACAAAAUAUACAGGGCUGCUCUGAAGAAGGAGAAAAGAAAGAAACGUCGGCAGGAACUCGCUCGAUUGAGAGACUCAGAUGCAAGCAGCAUGAACUUAAGCAGCCAGUACAGUCCUUGGACACAUAGACUCUCACAGGAGGAAGAGGAAGAUGCUUCUAUUGAAGAACAACAACUAGAAGAGAAGUUGUUGGAGAGAGAAAGGCAAAAAUUGCAUGAAGAGUGGUUGCUGAGGGAGCAGAAGGCACAAGAAGAAUUCAGAAUAAAAAAGGAAAAGGAAGAGGCAGCUAGGAAACGUCAGGAAGAGCAAGAGAGAAAGUUAAAGGAAGAAUGGGAAGAACAGCAGAGAAAAGAGAGAGAAGAGGAGCAGCAAAAACUACAGGAGAAGAGAGAAAGAGAGGAAGCCGUGCAGAAGAUGCUGGAUCAGGCUGAAAAUGAGUUGGAAAAUGGUGCUACAUGGCAAAACCCAGAACCACCCAUGGAUUUAAGAAUAAUGGAGAAGGAUCGAGCUAAUUGUCCAUUCUACAGUAAAACAGGAGCUUGCAGAUUUGGAGAUAGGUGUUCACGUAAACAUAAUUUUCCAACAUCAAGUCCCACCCUUCUUAUUAAAAGCAUGUUUACAACAUUUGGAAUGGAACAGUGCAGGAGAGAUGACUACGACCCUGAUGCAAGCCUGGAGUACAGUGAAGAGGAAACCUACCAGCAGUUCCUAGAUUUCUAUGAUGAUGUGCUCCCCGAGUUUAAGAAUGUGGGGAAAGUCAUUCAGUUCAAGGUCAGCUGCAACCUGGAGCCUCACCUCAGGGGCAACGUGUAUGUUCAGUACCAGUCGGAAGAAGAAUGCCAAACCGCCUUUUCUCUUUUUAAUGGACGAUGGUAUGCAGGACGACAGCUUCAGUGCGAAUUCUGCCCAGUGACCCGGUGGAAAAUGGCGAUUUGUGGUUUAUUUGAAAUACAACAGUGUCCAAGAGGAAAACACUGCAACUUUCUUCAUGUGUUCAGAAAUCCCAAUAAUGAGUUUUGGGAAGCUAACAGAGACAUCUACCUGUCUCCAGAUAGGACUGGCUCCUCAUUUGGUAAGAACUUGGAGAGGAGAGAGAGGACGGGCCACCAUGAUGAAUACUAUGGCAGGCUAAGGAGGAGAAGAAGCCCCAGUCCAGACCGUUCCUAUAAGAGAAAUGGGGAAUCUGAGAGGAAAAGGAGAAGGAGUCACAGGGGGAAGAAAUCUCACAAACACACAUCAAAGAGUCGUGAAAGGCACAGUUCCCGAAAUAGAGGAAGAAAAAGGGACCGCAGCCGGGGCAGAGGCAGCAGGAGGAGCCGGAGCCGGACCCGGAGCCAGAGCCAGAGCCAGAGCUGCAGGAGCCACAGGAGCCGGAGCAGGAGCAGGAGCCAGAGCUCAUCUAGGUCCAGGAGCCAUGGCCCCAGGAGGUCAAGUAGUAGAGACAGAACUACUCAGAGUCCCAAAUCCAAAUAAACCUGUUUUGUUCUUAAA